AUGCUAGAUUCAGAUGCAGAAGUUCUUCCAGAUGUUUUGGCAGAAUAUGAAAAAUUACUAAAAAAGUCAUAUACGGAAAAUUUUGAUGAAUUAUAUAAGACAGAUCUAUUAAAAGUAAUAGGAAAGGAUGGAUAUGGUUCACAUAUUGUUCUUUUAGUUCCUUGCUUUAUAGUAUCAUCUGGAGCUGAUCCUGAAAAAACAUUAAGAUAUGCAAUAUUAACAUUAGAUCCUAUAGUGAAAGAAGAUUAUGUUUUAAUAUUAUGUGAAACUCAUACAAGUUGGUUAACUGACGCUGUUUAUGCAUACGCUAAGCAAUGGUAUGAUACCUUACCAAGGAAAUAUAAAAAAAAUUUAAAGAAGUUGUACCUUGUACAUAGUGGAUUUUUAUCAAAAACAUUGUUAACAAUGCUAACGCCAUUUGUUUCAGCAAAAUUUUGGAAGAAAGUAGAAUAUAUAGAAAAAUUAGAAGAUCUGUUUUUAAAAUUAAAUAUAAAACCUACUAAUUAUCUAAGACAUUUUCCUUAUAUAGUUCAAAGAAAUGAGGAGGUAAUGCUAGGUGAAAAACCAGUUUCAGUGUUUGGUGCUGACUUAGAAAUAUUAUGCCAAAGGUUUGGAAAAACAUACAAAGAAUUUAAUCACAUUCCAUCAAUAAUUGUAGAAUUUUUGAGUCAUUUAUCUAAGCCUGAAAUUGUUAAUACAAAAGAUUUAUUUUACUUACAAGCAGAUGCAAAUACAUUAUAUGGUAUAAUUGGUGAUAUAGAGUAUGGAGAACCAACAACUGAUUUUAACAACAUACCAGCUCUGGUUUGUUCUUUUAAACUUUUUUUAGAUGCUCAGAAACAUGGAUUACUAGGUAAAGAUGCUUUUUCAAGGUUACAUCAUUUAAAGAGUGUAUCUGCAUCUAACAAAGUUAUAAGAGCUACUUUAUCAAAAUUAUAUGAGAAACUUGAACCAGGAGUUAAACAAUGUGUGUUAUGUCUGUUGAAAUUUUUUCAAAAUGUCUCAAGUUAUUCAAAUGAAAAUAAUAUGACACCAGAGACAUUAGGUAAAAUAUUUUCUUCAACAUUUUUUAGAGGAAGAAAACCUAAUGCAACUUUUACGGAAUGCAUAAGCUUAGCGAAUAAGUGCAUGGAAAUGCUUAUUGAAAAACCAGAUAUUUUAAUUGAAACUGAGAAUUUUGAUUCAAAUAGCGAGGAAAGCGAAAGUUGUGAAACGAGUUCGGAUAGUAGUAAAUUAGAAGGUAGUAAAGAAAAAAAUUAUAAAGCUAAUAAUUCCAAUGAAUCUAGUAGUGAUUCCGAUGAUAGUAAAGAUAAUAAUAGUAAAUCAAGUGAAUCUGAUGGAGAUUCGGAAAAGAGUUCUGAACAAAACCUAGAACAAUCUUCUUCGAAGUCCAUAGAAAAAGAGAAUAUAGAAAAAAAAAAAAGCUUAGAAAAAAGUGACUCAAAAAAAGAAGACUCAGAAGAAGAUUCAGAAGAAGAAUCAGAAGAAGAAUCAGAAGAAGAAUCAGAAGAAGAAUCAGAAGAAGAAUCAAAAGAAGAAUCAGAAGAAGGGGCAAAAAAAGUUAAUUUUAAAAAAAGCGAUUCUAACAUAGAAUAA
Plasmodium gallinaceum is the source of this 1596-nucleotide messenger RNA. Its product is annotated as rhoGAP GTPase, putative. Lineage: Eukaryota; Apicomplexa; Aconoidasida; Haemosporida; Plasmodiidae. The transcript is spliced from 5 exons. Gene Ontology annotation, molecular function: GTPase activator activity. The coding region runs from base 1 to 1596 and encodes 531 amino acids. Gene Ontology annotation, cellular component: cytoplasm. The record is from RefSeq and is a predicted model, not a curated record. Gene Ontology annotation, biological process: small GTPase-mediated signal transduction.